AACUUAUAAGUUCCGUUCGGAUAUUUUUGUAUAACGGUCUGGAUCCGGUUUCAGUUUUUCCGGUUCGGGUUUAGGUAGGUACUUCGGGUUGGGGUAAAAACACGCAAGCCUACCAAGUUGUAAACCUCAAACCGUUUAAUUAAUCAGACCAAGUAUAGACUCUAACUACAAUAAUCCGUGAAAAGAGGGUCUUUUGUGUAAAUACCUUAAAACUCAAAAACUUGUUUUGGAUAAUGCGUAAACUAACUAGAGGUGGUUACACACUCUGUAACGACCCCCUCUUCUUCAAGAAGAUGAUAAACACACUUCAAUCUUUUCGGACAUCUUUAACACCAAAUGUUCUGUCCAAUGCCUCAAAACAUUCCAUUUCAAGAACUCAGUUCAUCUGUCUCUCGAAAUCCACGGGAGAUGGAACUUCAGAUUCCGAUCCCGAUCGUCCAAAGCCCGAAGGAGAUACUCGGAGACAAGAACUCUUGGCCAGGAUCGCCAUGCUUCAGACAUCGAAAGUCCGUUUAACUGAUUUCUUGGACGAACGGUCAGAUUACCUCACCAAGUUCGCUGAAGAAGCUAACGCUGAGUUUGACAAGGUUGGUGAAGACGCCAUGAAAGACCUCGACGAAGCAAGCUCAAGGAUAUUAGAGAACAUUGAGAGCAAGAUGCAAGCGUUUGAGGAAUCUGCGGGGUUGAACAGGUUGGAGAUAGAGGAGAACGAUAACAAGCUGGCUGAGUUUGAGGAGAAGAUCGUGGAAGACAGGAAUGAAGGAUUGUUCUUCAAGAGCUUGCGAGAUAAGAAGCCUGUGGAUAUAGAGAAAGCUAAAGAGGAGACUGAGAGAAUACAAGAGGUUACCAAAGUAAGUGCAGGAUCAAAGUCGAGAAGGAACAUUUACCUCGGUUUGAUUGGGAUCUUGGUUGUAACAAUUGCUGAUUCGUUUGUUUCUUCCCCGGAUUGGAGAAAAGUCGCGGUUCUUGGAGCUAUUCUUGUUGCACUUCUUACUCAGUUCGUGUAUGAGCAGACAUUGUUAUCAGAAGAAGUAGAUAAGGGUAAAGGAAACAAGAAGGAAUGAAUGAGAGACAGGAAGACAUUAUGUUUACUCGAAUCAUUCACACAAAUGUGAGUCACCCAUAUGCUCGUAAUGUAUGUAUAUUCCACUGUAUAAAUGCUAUUUAGGGAAAGACGACCAUGUCAGAGUGUUCAAUGAUCUUGCUUUGUUAAACAAGUAACUAAAUUAACUGAAAUUUUGGAACCAA
This is a messenger RNA of Brassica rapa (field mustard), 1248 nucleotides long. RefSeq lists its product as uncharacterized. The record is from RefSeq and is a predicted model, not a curated record. Gene Ontology annotation, cellular component: chloroplast. Lineage: Eukaryota; Viridiplantae; Streptophyta; Magnoliopsida; Brassicales; Brassicaceae.